AUGAUUCUACAGUAUUCCUCGGCAGAUUCAGCAAGUAGUGACAAGAAUGAAGAAGCCGAAGUUCCAGACAGCAAGUUAGAACCUGAUUCUGACAAAAUCUCCGAAGACGACCCCGAAGGCAGCAAUGAAGUCGAAAGUGUCACUCGCACAUCCGCCUCUUGCGUCAAAGUUGAAGUCAACGAUAAUGACAAUAAUGAAAGUGUCGAAGCCAACGGCAGCAUCGAGGACAACGAUGAUACGCCGGACGUUUACGACAUCAAUGUAGUCGCAUGGGACAGUCUCACUACACCUUUGCAUCUCGCGAUUCUUCACGGCCAUGUCGAGGUUGUCAAAGAACUUGUUUCGUCAUUCGGAGCUGACGUUUUGAUGCCAGUCAAGAUCGUGAAUGAGCAGAUCAAAAAACCUCAUGCAGCCAUUCUCACUUUAGUCCUCGUGCCUGCACUGCCCUUUGAUAAGGCCAGAGAGAUGUCACAGACGCUUCUGGAACUUGGCGGUUCUCCUGCUCAGGCUGAUCUGGCUCAGUGGACGUCACUCCAUUACAUCGCCCAGUCUGACUACAGUGAGCUCCUGGACCUUUAUAUGGAGCACGAUGGACCGGCUGUACAACGAGCAAUCAACAACCUAGCAGCUGUCGAUAGGGGUUGGUAUAGGUCGAGCCCCACAUUUUGUUCCGCCUUGGUUAGCUCCAUACAAGCCAGGAAGCAUGCAUCGGCAAAGAAGCUUCUAGAGAUGGGCACAAAGCCCAAUUUCUCGUGUGAAGACAUUAUGAAAGUCACUAAAGAUCAAUUGCCUAACUAUUCCUUCUAUGGCGAUGACUGUGAGACUUCAUACUCGAGAGCAAAGCAACCAAUCCUCUGUGCCAUAGAAUGUGACAUGCCCUUAAUCGCACUCGAUUUGCUCAAUCAUGGGGUUGACCCGAAUGCAAAGAUCCUGACUUUGGACCAUUAUGAAUCUGGAUGGACAGCCUUGGAUGGCGUGCGAACUCAGCUCACAAAGCUGCGAAACCCCUUGAGCCAGGAGCCUUCCAUCAAGCCAUUCGGAUGGGGAAAUCGUAGGCCUACACCUAUUAAUUUUGAACUUGACGAUAAAUUAUAUCUUAAGGUGUUUCAAGAGGGUACUUACAAGAUGUUCUUUGCUGAAAACCAGCUGAAGAUUGCCCGGGAGUCCCACAGGAAUUCAACGGAGCAAGACAAGUCUGAGAAGAACCCAGAGAAGCCUGCUGGAAUGAGCGAGAAGAACGAUGCUAUUUCCGCCCUGAUUCAUAACUAUGAGAUACUGGAGAAAAGAUUACUGGUGAAGGAAGCGAAAACUAUCGAAGAACUCGGUACCGACAAUGCCGAUACAUCUAAGCCAUCUCAAACUAAGCCGAACCCAAGAAACCAGAUUAACGAAAAGUCGGGGACCAAGAAGCCUUUUAUGUUCAAUUUCAAUUUCAGCAGGAAAGAUAUCACUGAUGUCACUCACGAUGGCUAUUUGCAAUUAUUCGAGGCGGCAUGGAAUGGCGACAUCACAUCAAUCAAAGCUUUGACUCUCGGCCUGUGGGGUCAUACUCAAGACCAGCCACCACUGGAGAUCGCAAUAUGCGAUGAGCUAGGGUCUUCAUGCCUAUCACUUCUGAUCUUGCGUAGCCAUCUCACUGUCGCGAAGGUGGUCAUACACAUCCUCCGAGUUCAAUACGAGGGGAAAAAGCCCGAGGCACCAGUACGCCUUGAGAUCGACAGCGAUGCAGAUUCUUCGGACGAUGAAAACCUGAAUCUCGUGAGCCAUGAGGUGGACGAUCAGUUCACCUUCGAAAACAUCGGAGAAGUGACUACUCAAGUAAAAAGUAACGUGUUGCCAAUCGGAGCAUUACAGAGGUCUUGCGAUGCCUUCCUCUUCUUGGACAAUCACAGCUCGACUGUUCACGAAUGGAAGUUCUUCUCAUCUUAUCCGUCACAAAAGUAUAACUCUGCCUCGAUGAAGGUCAAUACUCUUAUGAAAUACGCGAUUAUCAAAAACGAUCUGGCUUUGUUGGACUUCCUUCUCGUUGCUUCUCGGGAAUGUAGCAAUAUGUGCCCAGACGAAGAUGAAUCUGAAUAUUCCCGGGAGACAUCAUGCCAAGAGUUCCAGUUGGCAAUGGUCUUAGGCCACAAUGAUUGUCUUGCCAAACUCAUUCGAUUUAAAGCUGUUGGUCUCCCCCUUGCGAAGCUGAGCGAAAACUCGGGCGUUCGGGUACAUAAGGAGCCUGGAUACUACCAAGGCCUAUCCAUCCGGGGAAAAAGCGCACUGACUGGGCUAGUGCUGGACGUCCUGAGCGGAAAGGAUCUCCUGAAGGACGACCGCCCCUUUUGA
This is a messenger RNA of Penicillium atrosanguineum, 2331 nucleotides long. RefSeq lists its product as uncharacterized. Gene Ontology annotation, cellular component: membrane; axon initial segment; synapse. Bases 1 to 2331 code for a protein of 776 amino acids. Gene Ontology annotation, biological process: neuronal action potential; negative regulation of delayed rectifier potassium channel activity. The record is from RefSeq and is a predicted model, not a curated record. NCBI's taxonomy places the organism in Eukaryota, Fungi, Ascomycota, Eurotiomycetes, Eurotiales, Aspergillaceae. Gene Ontology annotation, molecular function: transmembrane transporter binding. The transcript has 3 exons.